UGAGAGAGAGAGAGAGAGAGAGAGAGAGAGAGACCUGCGCGCAGCUCUCAGUGGAAGUUGAACUCGAAGCUAGUUCGGAAUAUUAUAUACAUUUCCUCUUCAUUAAGCCGAGUGUAAGAAACGGAAGAGCUCGUCUAAUCGAAGAUAACAACAUAGCACAUACAGCCCUUCAGAUAAAUCGGAAAAUUUUACCUAUUUUUUAUCUUCUGUCUGGAGGCCCAACGCAGCCAUGCCGUUUGGCUGUUUAAUUUUUGGAGAGAAGAAGGAUUAUAACAGUCCUGGCGAGGUCACUGACAAAUAUGACCUGGGGCAGAUGGUCAGAUCGGAGGAGUUUUGUGAGAUUUUUCGAGCAAAAGAGAGGAACACACAGAAAAUGUACACCUGCAAGAAAUUCCUAAAGAAAGAUGGGAGGAAAGUGCGAAAGGCUGCAAAGAAUGAGAUACUUAUCUUGAAGAUGGUGAAGCAUCAUAACAUCCUCCAGCUGGUCGAUGUCUUUGAGACGAGAAAAGAGUACUUCCUCUUCCUGGAACUCGCCACAGGCAGGGAGGUGUUCGACUGGAUCUUAGACCAGGGCUACUACUCGGAACGUGACACUAGCAAUGUUAUCAGACAAGUGCUCGAAGCUGUGGCUUAUCUUCACUCUCUCCGCAUUGUGCACCGCAACCUGAAGUUGGAAAACCUUGUUUACUACAAUCGUCUGAAGCACUCCAAAAUCGUCAUAAGCGAUUUUCACCUGGCCAAACUGGAGAAUGGACUCAUUAAAGAGCCUUGUGGGACUCCUGAAUACCUUGCUCCAGAGGUAGUCGGCAGACAGCGGUACGGCAGACCCGUGGAUUGCUGGGCCAUCGGAGUGGUCAUGUACAUCCUACUGUCAGGAAACCCUCCUUUUUAUGACGAGGGGGAUGAUGACGACGAUGACAGCCAUGACAAGAACAUGUUCCGGAAAAUUCUGUCGGGAGACUAUGAGUUUGACUCACCCUACUGGGAUGAUAUCUCAGAUUCUGCCAAAAGUCUAGUUGCAUCUUUAAUGGAAGUGGAUCAAGACCAAAGACUGACUGCACAGGAGGCAAUCAGCCAUGAGUGGAUAUCUGGGAAUGCCGCUUCUGACAAGAAUAUUAAAGAUGGGGUGUGUGCUCAGAUUGAAAAGAACUUUGCUAAAGCAAAAUGGAAGAAAGCAGUCCGUGUGACCACUUUAAUGAAGAGGCUCCGAGCUCCAGAGCAGAGUGACUCUGGGGCUUCGAGUCCAGCUCUAGGAGCAUCGGCAGGAUCCGUGACUCCGAGCAGCAUGCCGGUUGCUAUGGAUGCAACCCCUGAACCUCCCCGCAGCACCGUUGAGCUUCAGGAAAUAAGAGAAGAAGCUCCAGCACGGUGUAAUGGAGAGAUUCCUGCUCCUCUGCAGCUGAGUGUGGAGACCAGAGAAGAGCAGAAUGGCUAACAUGGAUGUACACCAAGGCAGACACGCAUUGUAGAAAGGAAGACAUAUUGAAAAAUCACUGAUCAAGUGAACCUAUCUUGUUGAGAGCCAUUUACUCAUACACAUUUCGUUGUGCAUAUCCUUCCCUGUUUGUAUGUUGUUUUAAUUGUUCAACUCUACUUACAAACCCAAAAAUGUCAAAGGCAUUAUAUUUCACAUGGAGCAUUCGUUCACUUUCACAAAAUACAAUUAGAAGCAUUGUUCACAUUUAAUUGGAUAUAGGGGCAAAGUAGCCUCAUAAAUAAAUCGCUGCAAAAAAAUGAAUUGGAAAGGAAGAUGAUGCAGUUCACAUGCAUAACUGCAUAAGAUUUUCCUCUCAUUAUGUUAGUAUUUUGCUAAAAACUUGUUGAAGAUUUUCCCAUUAAGUUAAUGUAACUUGUGUCUGACUGUAAGUUCUAUUAUUUAAUCGAAAGUGACCUUUCGUUGCCGUUUAUCUUUCCUGCUAAUGUUUGAGAAUAAACCACCUUUUUCCUGCCUAGUGACUCAAAACACAAACAUAUAGUGUUCUUACUGGUGUGUCAAACGCAAAACUGCUAUAGAAAUAAUAACAGGGGUUACAGUGACGUGUGGUAAUGACUCUUAUUUAAUCAUUUGAUGUCUUUUAAUGUGUAAAUGUGAACAAUCCUUAAUACUGCGCUGUUAAGUGCCAGUAUUCUGUGUUAUAUCCUGCUGUACAAAUGCCUUUUACUCUGUUCAUGUUGAUGCCUUUUUCUGUCUUUGUGGCAUUUACUCUUAUCAGGCCUCAUUUUUCAGAUGAAUUUAUUCAUAAAUUUUUACAAACAAAUGUGAUAUUCAUUCAAAUCCAGUUAGAUUCAGUUAUGCCUAUAAAUUGACUUAGUAAUGUAAACCAAAAUCGUUCGGUUUCAAAUAAUAUGAUCAGUGUAGGUUUAUGAGUUUUAUUUAUUGGUGAUAUAUGGGUUUUUUUAUUUCAAGUUCACACAGGAAAUUUCAUGAUGAUGGUGAAAGAAAGCAAUCUGACAACAAAUCCAAAAAUGAAGACAAAAAAAGAAAUUAGAUUUAGGACAAAUAAAAUGGCAUGGUAUAAAAAGAGGAAGAUUUAGUGUAUAGAGUAUGUCUAAGGUAGGCAACACACUGUGGUGGCAGAGCUGCAUUACUGGAAGAUUGAUUUAGCACACACCGUACUUUGAGGGCACUCAUUUGCCAAUUGGUCAGCAUUUUCAGAUCUCUGAGCUUUUCCUUUUAUGGAACUCACUAAAUGUAGGUGUGCCAUGAACAUGCUUGGUAAUUUGGUGAUUAGCAUUUAUUAAAAUACCCACAAAGGAAAAUCAGUGUUAAUAGAACUUUUGUACAUGACGCCCAGUUCAUGUGCCAUUAACUUACUGUAUGUCUAACUUUCAAAGAGGCUAGAUGUCUCUCAGAAGAGCCGAUUGCUUAAUAAAAAGAAAUAUGUGCAUGUGUCUUUGCUGAUAUUGAUGUUUUGUAAUGAAUCUGUUCUGUACGCCUAAAACUUUGUCGUUACAUGUAUUUUCUAUUUUCUUAAUGAGGUUCAAAUGCCAAAUUCAAUCAAGCCUUUACUAUUUAUUAUAAAAAAUUGAAGACAUUUUUACCAAAUAUAUAAAACACAGCAUUGGACUAAAAAGAUUUAAAUACUAGUUCAGUAAUUUACAGUGAUCAUCUUUGACAUAAUUGGUGUCUUCACUACCAUUUACGCUUGGAUCAAACAGUCGACAUGUUGACUUAAGACCUGGUUUGAUUGAAUUUGACCAUACAUUAUGUCAAAAGUAUGAAAGUAUGUUUGUUGUGUAGAUGUGGUAGAUAUACAUGUACUGCAUUUCAGAGAAAAAUGCAUAAUAUACUGAAUACAGUAGUCAUUGUGUAGUUAGUUUAAAAAAAAAAAGUCCAUCAGUGGGUUGUUAAUGGAUUCUGUUUAAUGUGCAGUACAAACUGAGCAAUAUCUCUAUUGCUGUGAUACUGUGAAACUGCCAUACUGGUGAUGUGGAGGGCAACUUGCCAUAAUUCAUCCAGAUUGUUGAGCAAUUUACAUCAUUGUUUUCAUGCUUCAGUGUUCAUCCUUAGUUCUAAUUUAGGACGUUAUUUCACUUCACAAUGAGUUCAUUUUGAUUUAAUAAAACUUUUGUUUAACAGCUGAAUAACACUUGAUCACGUUUUUGUGGCCAUUUUAACCAGUCACUGAUUUUAUUUGGUAGGGUUUAUUAUUAUUAUUAUUAUUAUUAUUAUUAUUAUUAUUAUUAUUAUUAUUAUUAUUAUUUCACAUAUCAGUUUAACAUAUUUUAGUCUAUGCUCUGUUAAUGUAUCAAUGCAGUAACUAACACAUUUUCAACAGCAGACUCACCCUUAUAAGUGUCAUAUUUGUGUUGAAUUGCAUCUCUAAUAAAGACACUGCUUAGGCUAA
Molecule: messenger RNA, 3848 nt
Organism: Hemibagrus wyckioides
Lineage: Eukaryota; Metazoa; Chordata; Actinopteri; Siluriformes; Bagridae
Gene: camkva
Product: CaM kinase-like vesicle-associated a
Exons: 11
Coding region: 230-1435 (401 amino acids)
Biological process (GO): peptidyl-serine phosphorylation
Cellular component (GO): intracellular anatomical structure
Molecular function (GO): ATP binding; calmodulin binding; calcium/calmodulin-dependent protein kinase activity
Source: RefSeq, a predicted model, not a curated record